AUGCAUACACCUGUGUGCAGCUGCUUAAUGGGAAAUGUCUUGUUUUAUUGGUGCUAUUCCUUAUCAAUAAACAUUUCAAAGAGCGUUGUGAACGGAAAGGACACAACCAAAGGACAUUCAUUCUUUCGAAAAAGAACGAAAUUAAGUGAUAGGGUGAUGAAACAGAAACUGAUCUGGUGGAUCACCUUUACAUUGGUAUAUUCAGCAUGUCUAUCACAUAUGAUUGAGAGAUAUUAUUGGGAUGGCAUGUGGUUAAAAAUGGAUACAAUCCCAGAAAAGCUAGAGAUUAUAGGAGGAAGCAAAUCCUAG
Molecule: messenger RNA, 309 nt
Organism: Vavraia culicis subsp. floridensis
Lineage: Eukaryota; Fungi; Microsporidia; Pleistophoridae
Exons: 1
Coding region: 1-309 (102 amino acids)
Source: RefSeq, a predicted model, not a curated record